Molecule: messenger RNA, 2777 nt
Organism: Limulus polyphemus (Atlantic horseshoe crab)
Lineage: Eukaryota; Metazoa; Arthropoda; Merostomata; Xiphosura; Limulidae
Product: single-stranded DNA-binding protein 3-like
Exons: 16
Coding region: 239-1222 (327 amino acids)
Biological process (GO): positive regulation of transcription by RNA polymerase II
Cellular component (GO): nucleus
Source: RefSeq, a predicted model, not a curated record
UGAAAUAGUGGGUGAAGGAUCACGUAUUUUUAAGGGUGUGGGAGACUUUGGUGGUAGAGCUCAGUUUUGCGUGUCGACAUCAAUCCUGGAGUUAAGAAGCCAUGUUGUACAGGAGCACAAGGAUGUCAAAGAAGUCAGCAGCGAAGAUAUCGUAAUUCGUAGUGUGUGGUAUCUGAGAUCAGCCUAACGAGAGUUCAACAUUACUGGAUUUGUUAACUCCGGGUAUGCAGUAAAUGGGAUGUCACAUAAUCCUUCAGCGCCCAGUCCUUUGGGUCAGAUGCCACCUAAUGAAGGUAUGCCAGGUGGGCCUAUAGGACCAGGAGGCUUCUUUCCAGUGUUCAUGUCACCACGGUAUCCAGGCGGGCCAAGGCCGGGGGUUCGGAUGGCUCAACAAGUGGACUUCAAUCCACCUGGUGGAGUUCCAGGACAACCUAUGAUGCCCAACAGCAUGGACCCCUCGCGACAAGGUGAAGGUGGGGAGUUUGUUGGGUGGCAAGGGCCACCAGGUAUGAGCCCAAUGAAUCCAAGGAUGAACCCCCCUCGAGGUCAGCCACUUGGAACCAUGAACCCUGGGAAUUAUGGAGCAAUGAGGCCACCCCCAAAUAGUGGAAUGGGACCAGGAGGACCGGGAAUGUCAAUGCCUGGUCCUGUGGGCAGACCCUGGCAACCUAAUGCUUCAACGAUAAAUUAUUCCUCAGCAUCUCCUGGUGGCCACUAUGGUCCUCCAGUGUCCAGUACAGGUCCUCCUGUUCCUGGAACACCAAUCAUGCCAAAUCCACAAGGUACAGCUGGCCCUUAUUCCCCUGCAGCUCCAAGAAUGAAUGCCCCCAACACGAGAAGAGAUUCAUCUAACUCUGGUGGAGAUGGAAUGUACACAUUGAUGAAAACUGUUCCAGGUGGAAAUAUGCCAGGGUUUCCAAUGGGUCCAGGUCCUGAUGGUUCUAUGGGCCCUAUGGGACCAGAUAUGGGUCCUCCUGUAAUGAAUGGCAUGUCUUCAACUGGUGAUGGUCUAGAUGGAAUGAAAAACUCUCCUGCUAAUGGUCCAGGAACUCCAAGAGAAGAUGGGCCUCCAAUGAGCGAGUUUGGUAUCCCAGGUUAUGGACAGGAAAAUGAUCAGAACGAAUCAGCGGCAAUACUGAAAAUCAAAGAGAGCAUGCAAGAGGAAGCCAAAAGGUUUGAGAAAGCCACCCCAUCAGAACAUUCGGAAUAUUUCAUGCAAUAACUUGUGCUCUCAGUCUUUUCUCCCACAUGUUAUAACCUGCCAGGAGGCACAUGCCCCUUCAUCACAUAUCCUCUCUUGGGGUCUCUCCAGCACACUGAUAUUAAUUACCAUCUGGCUUAAUUUUUAAAGCUGAGAGACAGUGGAAUAAGCCUAAACAAAUCCCUCAAGAUUCCAAUCAAAAUCUCAUUAGCCAGAGCUUGUUUCAGUGUGGAAACUGUAUUAUAGAUAUAGUGCCUGCACAGAGCUACACUUUCAGAGUUAAACCAGAAACAACAUUGUGACCAGGUUCUUUGGAACCAUCUUUUUAAUAUGAUGUUUUUUUCAUCCCACAAUGAUUCAUAACUGAAUGGACCCCAUCAUUUUCAUUAAAGUAAUUUAAAUGUCACUUAGCUUAAUGUAUGAAGCUAGAAUAGAAAGUUCUAUGUAUAUAUAUAUCCCAAGUAUUACAACAAAAAAAAUGUCAUCCUCCGAUCAUGUAUACUUUUCUUUUAGUGUAUUUGAAUUCUAAUCUAUGAUACCGAAAUAGCCGAGGCUUUGUUCUUCUGUUUGUAUCAUGUGAAUUUGUAUAAAGUUACACGUAUAUUUGCUGCCAUUCACAUACACUUGAGAAAUGUCUGCUGGGUGUAACUUUUCUCAAUAAAUCCAUUUCUUUAGUUAGAAAACAUAGGAGGAAAAAAAAAAAGAACGUUCCAAACUUGCAAAGAGAAAGGGAUCAAAGUGGGCUUGGUAGUAAGUGUCAAAGUCUCACCUCCUUGUCAGUAUUUUCUUCUUUUUAAUGCUGUCACUCAUAUCAGGCAUCGUUUGUGUGAUGCUGCAUGGAAAAUAUGUAUAUUUUCAUCGAAGCGAUAGACGAUAGCUUUUUAAAACUAUACUGAAUUUUAUCUCAAAGCAUAACCUCCAAUUCGUACAUACAUUGUUUUUAUUUAUACACAUUAUUGAUAGUAGUACAACUAGUAAUCCUACUUGUGUAAAGAUCUUGGGAUGUACCUUUGUAAUGUUUAUAUGUUCUGGUGAAAAAUUUAGUGAGCAUCAGUUUUUGUAAAUUGUUUGUGGAGGAUCAUAUUUAGAUGUAGAUUACUUUUGGGGUAAAUAAAUGUUGAUUUAGGACACAAAGUAAGGUAAGAAAAAAAUGUCUUGAUAACCUCUAGUUUACACAGAUCAUUAGGUUUCUUUUUAACCCUAAAAACUGGCACUCGGCUCUGGAUGAAAGAAGUAUAAACUAUAACAGGUGCCAAGUUAGGAACUUUUACUAAAUCUAUGCAGUUGUGUUUCUACUUUAUUAAAAGAAAGCUGAAGCAUUGAUUUAAUAACUAUCAAGACCUUUACUGGACAACCUAAUAGUAUUCAUCCAUACUUUAAUAUUUUGAUAUUGUUAAUCCCUAAGCAACGAAUCUUUAAACACUUCGUAAGUAAGAAAAAUUAAAUAAUAAGAGUAAACAUUUUCAGAGAGUUUAUAAUUAUUAAAAUGAUUGUUACUUUACCUUAAACAUAUGUAAGGAUUCCAGAACUAAAUAUUUUUUAUUAGUAGAAGUAGCUUAAUUUUACAAUAUAGAUA